CCUAAACUAGCUGAAAUUCACAGCAUCAUGAAUUAAAGCAACACAAGUACUUUAUUUUUUGUUAGCAGAAAUGCCCAAAAUCCUCUGAAUAAUCAAUUUCUCACUUUAACGUUAAAUCCUAGUGGCGGGUAGGACUCACGGUGUUUCCGACGGCGGUUUAUUCAGCCGCCGCUAAUUCACAGCGCAAAGAUUAAAAAACCCGGCCCAAACUCUCUCCUUCACUCACUCAUCGCGGAAACCUAACCGCUCGUUGUCCCUCAUUUCGCCGAGAACUUCCGUUCUAUCUCCGCCGUUCACCGACGGAGAGACCGUCGUGAACCACCGUUCGUCUUCUACAUUACCGCAGGAAUGCCUAAAACAAAGAGGUUUACUCGUAGAGCUCGCUCUACACGAACACAAGUUCAGGGUAGUGCUUCAGCCAUGAAUAAAAGAGCAUGCCAUGGGCCAUCACAUAGUGAGCCUGCAGUUCAUACUAGCCCAUCCAUUAGCAUUGAAGUCCAACCUACAAAAGUUAAAAAUAAAAAUCAACCGAAGUACAAACAAUAUUGGACAGCUGAUUUGAUUGACAAAGAUGAAGUAAUUAGAGAAACACGUUUACGAUUAAGAGAUUUGAAAAAGCUUCCUACAGGUAAAAAGGUGGUCAUAGAAUGGAAUGAGGAGGGUCAACCAGUUGGAGAGGCUUUUGGCCUUUUCCUGAAUUAUAUAUACGAUCUAGCUAGUAAUGCUAAUAAGUUCCCAGUUAAUUAUGACAACUGGUCUGCUGUUCCAUCAACAUACAAGGAUCGUGUUUGGAAUGACAUUAUAGCGGUAAAAUUCCAAGUCAAUGAUGAGGAGCAUAAAAAGUGGAUACUAUCAAAUAUGGGAGAAAAAUGGGAGGAAAAUCGUAGUUGGUUGUAUCAUGAAUACUAUGAUCCAUCUCUUGAUUUGGAAGAAAACAUCCACUGGGGCCCAGACAGCAUUCCAAAAGACCAAUGGAUCUCUUUGCUAACUGAAAUUUGUGGUAAAAAUGACUCGGGACCCACUCAAAGUUCUAGGAGCUCGACAUUAUCUGAUGGCGUCACACCAACUGAAUUAAAUGAUCUAAAAUUAGAAUUGCAAGCGACCAAUGCAAGAAUUCGAGUUUUAGAGGAACAAGUGGCUUUUCUCAUGAAUUACUUUCAAGGUCAAAUUCCCCCUAUAUUUAACCAGGGUGCGGAUCUUGGUGCACCGGCAGAAGAGGUAUCUUCUUCCUCCUCCGCUAGUCACGAACCUGAAAAUCAAGGACCGGGAACUUCUAUUUAGUUAUUUAUAAAGAAUUUUGAGAGAACACAACUCUGCCUUUCAUUGAUAUUCGUACCAAAUAUAUACAGAAGAUGAGUCAACUGUUACUCCUAAUAGACUCCUAUCAAAUCCCUAUGAUUAUGCAAAUUACAGCCUAAUACAUUCCUAAAUUAGAUGUACAAUAAUACAAGAACCUCUGACCAGAUUUGACAGCAAUUGUACAGCUAUAACAAUCCCAUAAUUAUCUCA
Lotus japonicus is the source of this 1509-nucleotide messenger RNA. RefSeq lists its product as uncharacterized. Bases 349 to 1281 code for a protein of 310 amino acids. The transcript is spliced from 6 exons. Lineage: Eukaryota; Viridiplantae; Streptophyta; Magnoliopsida; Fabales; Fabaceae. The record is from RefSeq and is a predicted model, not a curated record.